Messenger RNA from Laccaria bicolor S238N-H82, 2313 nucleotides. RefSeq lists its product as uncharacterized. NCBI's taxonomy places the organism in Eukaryota, Fungi, Basidiomycota, Agaricomycetes, Agaricales, Hydnangiaceae. The record is from RefSeq and is a predicted model, not a curated record. Gene Ontology annotation, cellular component: cell cortex. Gene Ontology annotation, biological process: regulation of GTPase activity; regulation of actin cytoskeleton organization. Gene Ontology annotation, molecular function: protein binding; GTPase activator activity. The transcript is spliced from 10 exons. The coding region runs from base 1 to 2313 and encodes 770 amino acids.
AUGGCUUACCCUGAUACACCAACCUCUCCCGGAGGUAUGUCCGCCCGACGCCUCACCAAUAGGAACACAAAUCGCUACAGCGUUACCGCCCUGUUUAGCAUGGCAGCGGAGCAGGAUGUAGAGGUUGAGGACGACUUGGCACGAGCCCAGAAGCGUCUACGGGACCUGAAAGGAAAGAUUUCUGCACAGUCCAAGAAGAAUUUCGUUCUUGAGCGGGAUGUCCGUUAUCUUGAUUCUCGUAUUGCGCUUCUUAUUCAGAAUAGGAUGGCACUUGACGAGCAAAGGGAGGUUGAGCGUACUCUGGAGGAAGUAGAUCCGACAGAGGGUCAUUACCCAGAUGAUCGCAAAAUUCAACAAUAUUCGAAUCUCUUCUUUCUUCUGCAGUCCGAGCCCCGGCACAUAGCGGCUCUAUGCCGCCUUGUUUCACUUUCCGAAAUUGAUACACUCCUCCAAACAGUCAUGUUCACGCUUUACGGAAACCAAUAUGAAAGCCGAGAAGAGCAUCUCCUUCUCACCAUGUUCCAGUCUGUCCUCUCGGCUCAAUUCGAAAUGGCCACCGAGUUUGGGUCGCUACUUCGCGCUAAUACUCCUGUUUCUCGCAUGAUGACAACCUAUACCCGCCGUGGCCCUGGACAAAGUUAUCUCAAGAGCGUUCUUGCCGAGCGUAUCAACAGCCUGAUCGAGCAUAAGGAUCUCAAUCUCGAAAUCAACCCUGUUAAGGUUUAUGAACAAAUGAUCAACCAGAUCGAGGAGGAGUCUGGCUCGCUACCACCUAACCUGCCUCGCGGAGUAGCUCCUGAAGUCGCUGCCGAGAAUCCCGAUGUUCAAGCGAUCAUUGCCCCACGCCUCACCAUGCUAAUGGAAAUAGCCAAUAGCUUCUUGGUGACCAUCAUUGAAAGCAUGGAGAGUGUGCCGUAUGGUAUUCGGUGGAUCUGCAAGCAGAUCCGAAGUUUGACGCGGCGCAAAUACCCAGAAGCUACCGACUAUGCAAUUUGCUCUCUCAUCGGAGGCUUCUUCUUUCUUCGAUUCAUCAACCCAGCCAUUGUGACCCCCCAAGCGUACAUGCUUGUGGAGGGAGUUCCGGCGAAGCACCCUCGUCGAACAUUGACCCUGAUUGCGAAAAUGCUUCAAAAUCUCGCAAACAAGCCUUCCUACGCCAAGGAGGUGUAUAUGAUGACCCUGAAUCCCUUCGUUGAAAAUAACAAGGCUCGAAUUAACCAAUUCCUCAACAACCUCUGCGAAGUUGGGGAUUUCUAUGACACUCUUGAGAUGGACCAAUACAUGGCUCUUUCUAAGAAAGAUUUAAUGAUUCACAUCACGAUGAACGAACUGUACAACACUCACUCGUUAAUUCUCCAACACAUUGAAACGCUGUCACCCAACGAUAAACAACACCUACGUAUCCUCACCGACGAGCUUGGCUCAGCCCCACCCCAAGUUCCACGGAAGGAGAACCGGACGAUUGAGCUCAAUCUCUAUAGCCGUUGGGAAACUCCGGUUCAAGACAUUCAGAGUGCCCUAAUGGAUUCCGUGUCAUCCAGUGACAUGUUGUACAUGGAAACCAAGUCCAUAUUCGUUCAACUUAUUCGUUCUCUCCCUCACGCCGCUGAAAAGCGACCUUACAAUCUAGCGGCCAUUGCUGAGCGGGCUGCCACAACGAAGGAUGCCGUACUUGUCCGCAAAGGCAUCAAAGUCAAGGAAAUGCUUCGCGAACUGGAAGAACAGAAGAUCGUCGAAGAAUCUGAUGGCUAUAAGCUGAUGCAGGAAGAAGUGGCCGCAGAAUUAGUCCAUCUUGGAAACCUGAGGGAGAAGGUCGUUUUGGAAACCAAAUCUUUGGAGGCCGUAUACAAGACGAUCUGUGACCAUAACAAUUAUAUGCGAUCACAACUCGAGCAAUACAAAGCGUACCUUCAGAACGUCCGCCUUACUGCGGUCAAGGACAAAGGCAGCACUACUGGAGUGGGCGUCGUCACCGUUGGUGGGAAGGAGAAAAAAAUGACCAAGGCAGUUGUUUUGGGUCCCUAUAGAUUUACUCAUGCACAACUGGAGAAGGAAGGCAUCAUUGUGGAGAGCAAUGUUCCCGAUAAUCGACGGCCAAAUAUCUAUUUCAAUAUUACAUCACCAACGCCGGGGACAUUUAUCAUUGCCCUACACUAUAAAGGACGAGAAAAGGCGAUUCUGGAAAUGGAUCUCAAGAUUGAUGACUUGUUGGAAAAGCAAAAGGAUAACAAACAUCUACUGGAUUUGGAAUACGUUCAGCUGAAUGUUCCCAAGGUUCUGGGCUUGUUGAAAAAGGUGUUUGCUAAGCGGUAA